Molecule: messenger RNA, 474 nt
Organism: Symbiodinium sp. CCMP2592
Lineage: Eukaryota; Dinophyceae; Suessiales; Symbiodiniaceae
Source: the annotation of a GenBank genome assembly
AUGAAUUCCAACAAGAGGGCUCAGAUAGACUUGAGCAAUGUGGAGCCCCCAAGAAGAUUAGCAAGAAGGUUGGGAAAUUUGUUCCUGACCAAUGCAGUUCCUGCUGCAGAGGCUGGCCGUUUGUUUCGGGAUGCCGAAGCCAGUGGCAGUGCACACAUGGAUCGCCUUGCAACACUGGGCUCCCGGAGGGCGGACGAUCUAGCUCGACACAGGGAUGUCUUGCGAAAGAUGAAUCGGAAUCGCCACUGGCCUGGUCAGUAUAUUGUGCAAGCACCCUUGUGGAACCACAAGGAGCAGAAAGAGGAACAGGGAGACAUCGUCAUGUGGCUCCCUCAUGAGAUCCUCUAUUGCUUAGACGCCAAAGCAAGGAAUCCUUCCAAUCUCCGGAAACUGGAGGUUUUGCAAGAGCAGGAACGACAGUUCCUGGAUGUCGCUGCCUCCUCGCUUCAGGUAGGCAGCGAGGACCUCAUGCUU